AUGGCUGAAUCUCAAAAGAAACUCGACGAGGCCCUCGCGACGCAGGCCGCCGCGGCGACGGCGCCAGAUCAACAGCAACAAGCAAAGUCGCAAGCUCCGGAACAGCUAGAAGAGCCGAAAGAGCCCAACAAAGCUGACAACUACGGGCGCAACACGAGUCUCCUUUCUCGCUCUCGCACGUUUUCCGCCUACCUGAGCCCACUAUCCACAGCCACUGGGGUUUACGACCCGUCGCCAAUUGUAGAAUUCCCGGAUAUGGGCGACGGUCCGCGAACCAAGAUUUGCCGUGAAGAAUCCCUCCCGCGCGAGACCUAUCAGGUGUCGCCUAUUGAAGAGAAGAGGAAGUUUUCGAAGCUCGAAGAUGCGAUAAUGGAGGAGUGGGAGGGGGUGCAGGGAGAGCCGAGGAAGGGGGGAGGGAUUAAGAAGAGGAAAGUGAAGGAACUGACAGUCGAGGCUCAAGACGAGGACGCCGAGACGCCGGACGCGGCAGAUGCAAAGUAG
Aplosporella prunicola CBS 121167 is the source of this 501-nucleotide messenger RNA. RefSeq lists its product as uncharacterized. The transcript has 2 exons. Bases 1 to 501 code for a protein of 166 amino acids. Lineage: Eukaryota; Fungi; Ascomycota; Dothideomycetes; Botryosphaeriales; Aplosporellaceae. The record is from RefSeq and is a predicted model, not a curated record.